Glossina fuscipes is the source of this 3257-nucleotide messenger RNA. RefSeq names its product protein bric-a-brac 1 (gene bab1). Gene Ontology annotation, biological process: regulation of transcription by RNA polymerase II. Lineage: Eukaryota; Metazoa; Arthropoda; Insecta; Diptera; Glossinidae. Gene Ontology annotation, cellular component: nucleus. The record is from RefSeq and is a predicted model, not a curated record. The transcript is spliced from 4 exons. Gene Ontology annotation, molecular function: DNA binding; protein binding. Bases 63 to 3257 code for a protein of 1064 amino acids.
CUCCUUUACCAACACUUCCGGAGACUGGGAAAAAAGGAAAAUCACCAUCUAUAAGUAAUUUAAUGGAUACUACCACCGAUAAUAAGCAACCCUCGCGACCGUCGUCCGUGAUACCAGGUAUUUUGGCAUCAUUGGAUUCAAACUCACCCAGCCCUCCCAUAACACAUGUAACGAAGCUCGAAAGCAACUCGCUAAGAUCAAGAAAUGAGCAUAUAGUUGAAGUCAGUUCAGUCUCUGAGACCCCUUCACAUGUCCCCACUCCUCAUUCAUCUAGUCCAGUAUGUGAGGUACCAUCGUCUUCACCGCAUUCGGAACAAUCUUCGAGUGGUUCUGCUUCAGCCAGUGCUCCGCAGCAGUUUUGCUUACGUUGGAACAAUUAUCAGAGCAAUCUAACGAGUGUGUUUGACCAGCUAUUGCAGACAGAAUCGUUUGUAGAUGUAACGCUCGCUUGUGAUGGACAUUCAAUAAAAGCUCAUAAAAUGGUCCUGUCUGCAUGCUCUCCAUACUUUCAAAAUCUAUUCUUCGACACACCAUGUCAGCAUCCAAUUGUUAUUAUGCGAGAUGUUGGAUGGUGCGAACUAAAGGCCAUUGUAGAUUUUAUGUACAAGGGUGAAAUAAAUGUAAGUCAGGAACAAAUUGGCCCACUACUAAGAAUAGCGGAAAUGUUAAAGGUACGAGGAUUGGCUGAUGUAGGAAAUAUAGAGAGUUCUACCUCCGAUGCACGUCCAAAUGAAUUACUCGAGAAACACGAUCCUUCGCCGCAAAAUUUGGUAUCACCAAAAAUUCCCCAACAUUUAUCGCCUAUUACAAGCAGGGAACAGAGCCUUUAUCAAAGUCCCGACAGUGGACGAGCUGACCAAGUACAGAGUUUUUUAUCCUUCACGGAGCCGAACAAGAAACUCCGUUUGGAAAAGUCGGCUUGGGAUAUUAAUAGCAGCAGCAGUGGAAAUCAUCCGAAUAGUUCGAGUAUAGAACUUCGUUUGUCCCCUUUGCCUCAUGGAUCGCUCGUGAGUAGGAAUGUGAGAAAGCGCAGGUGGCCUUCAGCCGAUGCAUUGUUAAACCCACCGUCGAGUCCACUCAGUGGUUUAAUAGCUGCAGAGCGCGCAGAACAAGAGCAAGAGCGAGAACGGCAGAGAGAACACAUACUUAUUACUCCCCCCAUAGCCAUAACCUCUAGUAAUACUAACAGCGCAACACAUUUAACGUCAUCUAGUUUAGCAUCUAAUGUUCAAAUAGAAAUUCCAUCAUCAUCACUAAGUCUGCUUCCGCCAGCCCGUACGCCGUCAGGACUAUUAACGCCAAGCCCACACCUGCAAAUAUCACAGCAUCAAUCACAGCUACAACAACAUCACAGUUCCGGUCAGCAUUCACAGCGAGCGUCCCCUGCCUCAUCUGUCGCUUCUACACAACCAUCAAGUGUUUUAAGUGGGCCCUUGACACCGUCCCCAGCAAAUAUUACCUCCAGUAAUUCGGGCGAGUCCCACCAUCGAUUUUCAAUGGGUUCAGUGCAGGCAGCAGCGAUGGCAGCUGCAGCUGCAGCUGCUCACAUUGAUCUUACCCCAGCAGCAGCGAUGGGAAUUGGCUCGCUUCCUUCCGCAGCAAUGCCGAUUGGCUCAGGCCCAACGCACCAUCCAUCCUCGAUAGCAGAUGACUUAGAAAUCAAACCCGGAAUAGCCGAAAUGAUACGUGAAGAAGAGCGGGCAAAAAUGUUAGAAAGUUCACAUGCUUGGAUGAGUUCCGGAGCUUCUAUUGCAGCAGACAGCUACCAGUAUCAACUGCAGUCGAUGUGGCAAAAAUGCUGGAAUACAAACCAAAGUCUAAUGCAUCACUUGCGUUUUCGCGAGCGAGGUCCAUUAAAGUCGUGGCGUCCCGAAACGAUGGCAGAAGCAAUUUUUAGUGUUUUAAAAGAAGGCCUAUCGCUAUCUCAAGCAGCACGCAAAUACGAUAUACCGUAUCCAACUUUCGUUUUAUACGCGAACCGGGUUCAUAACAUGUUAGGUCCUUCAAUUGACGGCGGCCCUGAUCUCAGGCCGAAAGGAAGAGGGCGUCCCCAACGUAUCCUACUUGGCAUUUGGCCAGAUGAACAUAUUAAAGGAGUUAUUAAAACAGUGGUUUUUCGCGACGCUAAGGAUCUUAAGGAAGAAACCUUUGCACAUCUAUCCUAUGGUCGCCAUUCGCCAGUCUUUUCCUUUCAAGAAAGUACACUAAACUAUGGCGGUCCAAGCGGUCAAUGUGCGAAUGGUAUGCCUGCACCUGCAAGUGAUCAAAUGUCGCAGGAAGCUACGGCAGCAGCUGUAGCGGCUGUUGCUCAUAACUUUCGGCAACAAAUGCAAAUGGCUGCUGCCGCGCAACAUCAGCAACACACUGAAAAUCUUGGAGCUGCAAGUCUAUUUAACCUACCACCGCAUUUGGUAUCUGCCGCAGGACCAGCCGGUGCGGGACCCAUCGUUGGCGCACCGGGUCCUGGUAGUAUUGUUCUACCGAAACCGAGUAUUUCGCCAGCCCUAAGUACCACAUCGAAUUCUGGUGGUGGCAGUGCAGUGGUGGGACCGCGGCACGCUCCCUCGCCAUGUGGACCCACAUUACCGGGGAUGCAUCAGUUGCCUCCAGGGAUGGCUGUCGCUUUGCAUAUGGUCGGUGGCACAGGACGAUGUGAAACCGCAACGAUGCUAAAUCAGCAACAACAUCAACAUCAGCUUCAGCAGUUACAUAUGCAACAACAACAUGCUAUUCACCAACAGCAACAGCAGCAGCAAAAACAUCAUCAGCAAAUGAUUUUCGGUGCAAGUUCCAUUAGUCAUCCAUCUAUUUCCACUGCAACAACUGCAGCGUCAGCUUCCUCGCAGCAUUCAAUUUCUACAGCAAUUAGUGCGUCACAAACUAAAUUUUCUUCCUCUUCGAUAUCUCCAUCUCUAGAACGACAACGUCAAAGUACGCCAGGAAAUACAGCGCUUCGUUCUUCCCUUACGGACCUGGGUCUUGAUUUUGGUUAUAGUAAAAGUACGCAAUCUUUCUCACCAUCCCGUCUAUUUCCCGAUGAUUUAGCCGAUCUGGUGGGUACAUCGCCUUCAUCAUCCACCUCAAAGAAACCAUCAACGUUAGCUGACACAAGUUCGACAAUUACUGUCACAAAAUCGAAUACUCCAUCUGAAAUUUUAACUUCCGUCGCAUGCACAUCAACUACAACUUCUACAACUAGCAAUAAAAGUUCCAGUAAUAGUGUGAAAUUAGAACCGAUAACUACAAGUAGCGAAUAA